AUGUCCGUGUUCAUCUCUGCCACCGCUGAGAAGAAUGCGUGUAUAUAGAGUACCCAUGAAUCGAGCAAUAUCUCGGUGAUUUCCAAGACGGUAAUUACGUAGCCCUGGCAAUACGGGAAGUCAGACCCCGCGCGGUUGGAGAAGGGCGGCUGCGAGAUUAUCAAUUCGGAGGAUUGGUGGGCAUACGGGCUGGGGAACGGCCAUACUCCAAUCCUGCCAGAGCCGUAUAUCCAGUGCUUUAGCAACGCGCGUAUGCUAAACUUUAGUGAUGUCAAUGGCUGGCAGCGGGAGUCCAGUCUGUAUAAUCAUUUUAACACGACGGCGGAGUGGCAGGUUCCGGUCGAGAGUAGGAGAAACAAAGGUGACAUAAUGGCUACGUGGAAUGACAACGGCCCAGACACUACGACGCAGCUGGAGGCGUAUUAUCGCAUUCAAGAUGGUAUUCCCGCCGUCGAGGCGAGGAGCUGGAGCGGACGUCGCGGCCCCGAAAUUAGCGUUGGAAGACUAGAAAUUUCGGAAUCCACUUCAACCAAUAACACCCCAAACUAG
Molecule: messenger RNA, 549 nt
Organism: Tuber aestivum (summer truffle)
Lineage: Eukaryota; Fungi; Ascomycota; Pezizomycetes; Pezizales; Tuberaceae
Source: the annotation of a GenBank genome assembly